Molecule: messenger RNA, 2430 nt
Organism: Candoia aspera
Lineage: Eukaryota; Metazoa; Chordata; Lepidosauria; Squamata; Candoiidae
Gene: LRRC38
Product: leucine rich repeat containing 38
Exons: 2
Coding region: 54-911 (285 amino acids)
Cellular component (GO): voltage-gated potassium channel complex
Molecular function (GO): transmembrane transporter binding; voltage-gated potassium channel activity; potassium channel activator activity
Source: RefSeq, a predicted model, not a curated record
CGCUCCGCGAAGAUGGUGCGCCGGCACUCCCCGGGCCUCGCUGAGAUCCGAGGAUGCUGCCAUGCUUCCCACCGCUGGUCUUGCUCUGCUGGGCCUUCUCCUUGGGGCGCCCCUGCCCCGCCACCUGCAGCUGCCUGGACUACCACACCAUCGACUGCCAGGGGCAAGGGCUGCCUCGCAUCCCCACCCCGUUCCCCUUGGAUGUGAGGAAACUUCUGGCCGCCGACAACAACAUCCAGAAAAUCCCAGAGGACUUCUUCGUCUUCCACAGCGACCUGGUCUACUUGGACUUCAGGAACAACUCCAUCGCUGCCCUGGGGGACGGCGCCUUCCGUGGCUCUGGCAAGCUGGUGUAUCUGGAUCUGAGCCACAACGACCUGGCCCGGCUGGACGCUAGCACCUUCCGGUCGGCAGAGAGGCUGGUCAAGCUGCGCCUGGGGAACAACCGCCUGGGGGAGGUGGACGGGGCCGCCUUUGAAAGCCUCAACCAGCUCCAGGUGCUGGAGCUGAGCCACAACCACUUGAAGAUGCUGGCUGUGGCCGCCCUGGAGGCGCUGCCCAACCUCCGGGUCCUCCGCCUGGAAGGCAACCCCUGGCUUUGUGACUGCGGCUUUGCCGGCCUUUUCAGCUGGCUGGAGGAGAACGCCUUCAGGCUGCCGAAAGGUCUCAGCGACAUCCGGUGCACCAUCCCCGUGGAGGACACCUCCGUCUUCCUCAGUGAAUUAACUGAAGCCAGUUUUAGGGACUGCAAAUUCAGGCUGUCGCUGGUGGACCUCCUGAUCAUCAUCUUCUCUGGGGCAGCCGUCUCCGUCGCUGCAAUCGUGUCUAGCUUCGUCCUGGCGCUGCUCGUGAACUGCUUCCAGCGGUGCGCGCCCAGCAAAGACAACGACGAAGAGGACGAAGAGGACUGAGGGCCUUCCGCCCCCGCCCUCCCCGUGCAGACAAGGAAAGGGCCCCCCUGGUUCGAAAGGGCAGCGCAGCCCUGCGGCUUUCUGAGGCUGGACAGCGCGCUUCCCCAGGCCGACCGGGAGUUUCCCAGUGGGGUGAUGGGGUGUGAGGCAUGCGUCACGGGGAAAAGGCAACUUUUCCCAGGGGCGCUUGGGAUCGUGGCCAUCUCUCAGGAAGCAAGAAGAAACACGGAAGCAGGAGGCAGAUGGGUGCUUCUAAAUAUUCUCUCCAUGAUGUAAUUUAGAGAACAGACAGCUGCAAAUCAACAGGAAACACAUCUGGACGGAUCUCCUGGGACCCAAAGGAGCGGGCCCCGUGACUCGGGUGUGGGCGUCGUCCACUGCUGCUUCCCCCCUCCAGGUCCUCCGAGGGAACCUUUCCCCUUGCGGUCUGAACAGGGCCCUUCCCUGCUGUUGCCCGUGCAGCGGGGUCCGAGACACCAAGCCCUCCACGCGUUGCUGGGCCGGCUUGGGAAGCCAAGCUCGCCUCAGGACACGCCCUGGGUGAGCAAACCGCCCCCUUGCCGCCGUGUGGCAUCAGCUGCAUCCAACCUGCCAGGGGCAUCUCCCUCUGCGCAUGGAGGAAGAACUUCUAGGAACGCCUCCCAAACUGCUCCGUCAAGCGGAUGGAAGCCAAACCUAGUGCCUGAAACACCAGGACGACCGUCAUUCUCUUCUCCUCCAUUUUGGGGAUUACUUUCAUUCAUUUCCAUGGAAAAGGAAUGGGUCUGGUUCUUUGUUUUUCCAAAAGGGAAGAGUGUUUUGGUCAAAUGUGACGCUUGCCCUUGCCUCAGCUCAAGUGGGUCAGGGGGUCUGACCGCCCAGCCUUUCCCCGGAGAAGCGUUUCUCCAGCUCGGCUUCCCAUUUUUCCCCUUUUCCUUGAAGGAGAAGUCUUAAUCAUCUAUGAUCCUAAAUGCUUUAUGGAGAAGGUUGUGCUAGUUGGAAACACAGCUAAACUUCUGCCUAAGUCUGCCAACAGAUGACUCCCUCUCCACAGGUGCACGAACUUAAAUGGAAACAAAUCGGCCGAUAAAUCUGUGGAGCAGAGGUGGGCUUUUCUUGUUACUGUUUGCGCUGGAGAGUCACGAGGGGGGUUACGGCGAUGUCCCCUUCGGCUCCUUUUGUGUUGAGGGCGACGGGAUUCCAGCCGAAUCUAGAACCGAAGCCUUUAAGGACGCAGAUGCCCGUUGGUUGCUCAGUGGAAAAUCCCCUUCCUUCCCCUCCCCAAACGAACAGGACAAGACAAGCAUCGCCGUGUCAGGAAAGCUGGCAUCCUGUCUUUAACCUUAUCCCACACUGGAACCUGGGAUGUGUAGAGUUGGGGAGGCGGUGUGCACCCAAGUCCGCGUCUGGGAACCCUGGGAUGUGGGAGGAUCUGCUGUGGACAUUUAUCAACGCUUAACAGAUCUGCAGGAGCUGCUCAAAUGGAUCCCAGUGAUUCCACAGAGGGGACCACCCGGCCUAUUGGCUUCCUCUUAACCAC